Messenger RNA from Mus musculus (house mouse), 5741 nucleotides. Its product is annotated as RIKEN cDNA F830045P16 gene. Gene Ontology annotation, cellular component: membrane. The transcript is spliced from 6 exons. NCBI's taxonomy places the organism in Eukaryota, Metazoa, Chordata, Mammalia, Rodentia, Muridae. Bases 3632 to 4900 code for a protein of 422 amino acids. The record is from RefSeq and is a predicted model, not a curated record.
UGUGGCACAAAUUUCUGCCCAAGCCCUGCUAAGUGUGGGCAACUAAGGUAUGUAGGGCAGCCCAGGUUGGGAAGAAACUAGCCAGAGGCUCCUGGGCUCACUCAGAGCUUCAUCCAGGUUUGUCACCUGGUACAUGCCAGGGCUGAUGCUUCUUAUCAUGGCUACUACACUGUGGAAGGUUCUGGGCCUGGGGCCUCUUUUGUCAACACUUCUUCUGGCAUUCGCAGGUGAGUCUCGGCCAUGGAGAGCCUUGGGCAUGCAGAAGAGUGCUCAGAGGUAGCAAAACCCUGUUCUCCACAGUAAGCUGCGCCCUAAGGUUCUUCCUGGGCUGAUUGUGCCUUUUCCAUACUAGAGCCUUUUUAGAUAAAGGGAGUUGGUGGGGCCUUAGGGAUCAGAGGAAGAGCAUGUGACAUGGAGGUAGGGGCUAGGAGGCCUGGUGACAAGGAAAGAACCUGAGUUCUAUGAUGUCAACUCUUGACUCAGUGGCUACUAGGUCUAGAAGAGAGAGAGAGAGAGAGAGAGAGAGAGAGAGAGAGAGAGAGAGAGAGAGAGAAUGAAUGAGAGAACAUGCAGGGAAUAAAUUGAAAUAAUGAGUCCUGGAUCCAAAAUCAGAUGAACCGGUUAAGCUUUCUUUAGUCACUGACAGGCUAUAUGACUUUGAGCAAGUUAUUAAUCGUCUCUGCAUCCCUAAUCUCUCAGGAAACAGAUACCAUAAUACUAUCCUCCCGCCAUUGAAUUGUAGAUAAAACUUAUACCUGGAAGUAUUUUACAACCCUCAGGAGCUAUGUUUACAUAAAGCAGAAGGAAAUAUCAUCGACUAUAUCAGAGCCCAUGGCUACCUACACUGUUCUCUGUCUUUCUUUGUCAUGUAGGGCUACUUGACUCUCUCUUGUAACCUGACUUUGAAAGAAGGGUUCUUGUCACCAGGUCCCUAGAGUAUAGCUCUCAGUCUGAACACAGUAGGAAUGCCAGGGAAACAUUAUGACUUAAGUAAACCGCUGCUCUGAAUCUACAAAAAAACUAUCCCCAGAUAGGGCAGUCUUUAUUACUCUGGGGGAGAAACCCUAUGUUAGAGUAGUGAGGACUUUGUCACAGUCUCACAGUCGGUACUGCAUGAGCCUGAAAGAAGGUGUUCCUAGGAUGGAGAGUAUUCCUGGUUUUGUCUCACCUGCCUUUGUUCUCAGUUUGUUUCUUGACCUUAGCCAUCCUGAUGGGGGUAAGAUGUAAAUCUAGCUUCAUUUGUUGUCUUUCUAUAGUCACAUGACUUUGAUUAUUCCCCUCUUCUAUCUGAGGAUCACCUCCAGGAUUGUGUGUAGGGCUGUUUUGAUGAAUAUGAAUUCCUUUAACCUGUUUGUGUGAUGGAAAGGUUCUCUUUCUCCUUCAGCUAUGGCAGAUAGUUUUGUUGGGUAUAGUAGUCUAGCUUGGCAUUUGUGGACUUUUAGAAGUUGAAGAGCAUUGCUCAAGGCUUUUAAAUUUUCCAUUGAAAUCAGUGGUUAAUAUGUGGGAUUUCCUUCAAAUGUGUACCCUCUUUUCAGCAUAUUUCAUGUUUUAACUAUAAUAUGCAUGGGAAGUUUUGAUUCUGAUCUUGUCUAUUUGAUCUACUGUGUAUUCCUUAUAUCUAUGUGGUUGUACCUUUCCUUUGUUUAGGGAAUUUCUCUUAUGACCUUAUUGAAGAUAUGGUCUUUGCCAUUGAUUUGGGAUUCUUCUCUUUCAUCUAUUUCUAUAAUUAGAAUAUUUGGUCUUUUUUCUUCCUUCCUUUCUUUUCUUUUUGUUUGUUUGUUUUUGUUUUUUCUUUUUGUUUUUCAAGACAGGGUUUCUUUGUGUGGCUAUGGCAAUCCUGGAACUUGCUCUGUAGACCAGGCUGGUCUCAAACUCACAGGGAUUCAUCUGCUUCUGCCUCCCAAGUGCUGGUAUAAAAGGCCUGUGCUACUACCACUUGGUGAAGAUCUUUUUAUGUUGUCUCAUAUUUUCUGAAUGUUCUUUUUAUGCGUUUUUAAUUUCUAUAAUUAUAUUUACUUGAAUGGUCCAAUUGUUCUACUUUACCUCCAAAACAUGAUAUUUUAUCUUCUAUGUGAUCCAUCCCAUGUGUAAGGCUUUCUUCUGAGUUUUCUAAUUGUGUUAUUGAUUAUUCAAUUCUAUCUCCACUACAGUUUAAGUUCUCAAUAUUUCUGUCUUUAUUAUUCUGGAUUUUGUUUCUCAUUUCACUGAGCUACAGAUAUUUUCUUAUGCAUUUACUGUCUUCCUCUUCAAAUUCACUGAGCUGUGUCUUCCUUAAAUUUUAUGAAUUAUUUAAUAAAGUUUUUAGUACUUUUAAGUUCUGUGUUAUGGGGCUCAUCUAGGUAAUUCACACCAGAGAACAUUUAUGUGGGUCUGUCAGGUUUGAAGAGACAGACAGACUUUCUUAUCCUUUCUUUUUUUUUUGUGAUGUUUUGUGGGCAUGUGGACUUAUUUCUUUGGUUGGGUGUAUGAUAUGAGAUUCUAGCUUCCACUAGAUUGGAUCACUGCAGGAACUGAGCAAAUGGACAUAGGCCAGAAAUAUCUAGUGUAUGGUCUGCUCAUUUAGAAUUAGGCCUGGGAACAAGGAGUUGGGGCAGGGUAGAUGUGGGUCAGAGGAACUCAGCAGACAAUAGCUGUGUGUGAGAUAAGAGUCCAGCAACAUGACUGUAAUUGUAGACAUAACACAGGGGCAGGUGGGAGUCAGAGGAUGCCCUAGGCAAAUAGGGUACUGAGGUGUGUCCCUGGAGCUAGUGGAGAUUAUAUUAGUUAUGUGUAUAAGAGAGAAGAAUUGAGUGUGCAAAGGUGAUGCUCUCAGACUGCAUAUCCAGACCUAAGCCUGUGAGUAUGGACAUGGUGCAGGAGUAGGUGUAGAUCAGAGAAACCCAGCAGGAAAAGACUGUGCAAGCUACACUCUCAGAAUUAGGCCUGCACUUGUGGGAAGCAAUGUUACAGUUUUGCAGUAGACCUUAUGUUUUUUUAAGCCUCCUAAAGACUUGCUGCCUAAGACAGCCAAAGAGUGGUACAGCUGGGUCAUAAGAUCCAUUUAUUUGGUAUAUACCCAAGCAUUACACUCUCUCUCUCCUCAGUUGCCAAAUGUCAUUUCUGUGUCCUCUUAUAUAGGAAUAAGUAUUUUAUUCUUCAGUUUUUUUAGUUUUAGUACAGAAAGCCCUGUUUCAAUCACCCUUUCAGAGUGACUCCUCAUUUUUCUAUCUUUGUACAUAUUGAGUCUCCUGAGGACAUCCAUUCCCUCAUAGAAGUCAUAUUUUGUUUGCCAGUUGCUUGUUAUGGUCCAUUUGCACUCCCUCCUCAAAGUCAGAUACAUAGUAUAUGCUCCCCUAGUAUGCGUGCACUGGAAUGUAUGUUGACUUGAGGAAGCCAUUGCUCUAAGUCUCUGAAAGGCUGACUUCUAGAGAACUGUCUAGAGACAGUUCUCAUUCUCUAUGGGACAGGCCUUGGGAGGGUUGGCAUGCUCUUGCAUAUUGGUUCCUUCAACCCUGAGAAGGAAGAGUAACUGCUUUGUAUUCUUUGUUUUGUUUCAGUUGGGAAGCCUUUCAUCACCCUGAUAGGCCCAGAUCAGAGGACAACCCCUUCCAGUUCAGUGUUUUUUCUCUGUACUGCUGCCCCUUUCAGGUCCAUGAACCUCAGUGUCAACUGGUUGAGGAACAACAAUGAACAUCCAGCCUCAACCACACACGUGGUACAUGUCAACAAUGACUCUUACUCUCUCAGAAGCAAAGCAUGGGUGACCCUGACCAAGCAAGAUAUCUCGUCUCAGAUCACCUGUGAAGUCACCCAUGGAGACCUCAAAGAGCCCCUAAGAAUGACCAUUAAUCUUUCUCAAGUUCUCCGAGUUAUCCCAACACUGAAGAUCACCACUGAAGACCCAGAGAUCCAAGAUCAUGUGCAUCAAAAAGUGAACCUGACUUGCCAUGUAAACCACUUCUAUCCCCAAAACAUGGACCUCAUCUGGACUAAGAAUGGGCACAAGAUCCCGACCAUGGAACUUCCUCAGACCACCAGAAACUCUGAUGGGACUUACUCUCUACAGCACACAUUACAGGUAGAUGCCAUAUUGAAUAAGACUGACUUUGUCUGCUGGGUGAUCCAGGAUGACCAGCCUCCAGUUAAGAACAGCAUCACCCUGGGAGCUCCCAGGAAGAUCAGAGGAAGGACAGAGUAUUCUCAUCACCUUGAAGGCCCCCUGCAGCGGUUUCCACCUGGAGCAAGCAUCCAAUUGAAGUACACAUCCUCUGCAUUACAAACUCGUCAGGUUACUGUGACCUGGCUCAAAAACAACCACACCCGUCUCCAGACCCAGACCAACGUCUUCUCCAAUGGAGAGACCUACAAUGUUACUAGCACUGCGAUCGUCUCACUGGAGAGUGAUGACAUAUUAUCGUUAGUUCUCUGCCUGGUUGAGCACAAGUCAUUAGUGGUUUUCCAGAAAGUCAUCUACUUGGGCCAGUACCUCUGUGUUCCCCCGGCAGUGAGAGUGUCCCAAUCUUCAACUGUCUCCAGUUUGGUGACUGUCACUUGCCAUGUGCAGAGAUUCUAUCCCCAGGAGGUAUAUCUCUCCUGGCUGGAAGACUGCCAUGUGAUCAGGAGAAUAGAGCAACCUACACCUAAGAGGAAUGAGGAUGGGUCCUACACUCUGGAAGUCCUGCAGUUGGUAAACACAUCAGUGGAGAGGUCUGAUCAAGUACUCACUUGCAAGGUGGAACAUGAGGAACACCCUCCCAUCCAGGCCAGCAUUGUAUUGUCUGCAGCAUCCUUUCCCACAUCCAAAGCCAUCAGGAGCCUAAGUUCAGAGAAAUCUAUCCACGUUUUUGUGGCCUCCCUUCUGUGCCUCAAGUUACUUCUGGUGGAGCUCAAGUGGAGAGAAGAUGCAAGGCCCUGCAGUUGAUCCGAGACUCCUGCUCUUCACUCGCCCUCCUCCAUCCACCACAGAUGUGCUCCCCCUGCACACUGCACACAGACUUGUGGAUUGUUUAGCGAUAUUUCAGACUCAAGAUACUGAAUCUCAAAUGAUCUCUUCUUACAACCAAAAGGCAAUUUAAUGAUGAGGAAAUGAAUGUUCACUCUGUCUCUGGCCAUGGUCAAUCCUUAAUUUUCCAGUUCUGACUACCAACUAGAAUUUCUGGAAGCAUAAUUUAAUUUUAACAGACACAAAACUCGUAUUACUGGACUGUUGAAAAGAAUUUUUCCUAUCUUGAAAUGGGAUUUAAAACAGUAUAAAACACCUCUAGAUUCAUUAUAACAUUUUGUAAAAUAUAACAUCUUGUCCAUAUCUUCUUCAAGUUUCUUUUUUAUAUUGCCCCGAAUUUGCUGGUUUUCUUUCUUAAUCAUGGCUUUAUACUGUUAUGACAUAAGCAUAACCUUUAAACAGCAUAUAGUGCUUUCUGGUUUUAUUCUUUAUAAAAUCUAUGAUAUCAUAUGUAACAUUUUGAAACUUUCAUUUUCAUACUUAAUAUACCUUGUGAAUUUCUUAAUUUGAAGCAUUACUAUUUACCCAUUUUAUGCUGCUCUGUGGUCUUCUAUUGUAACAAUAUGCUAUAUUUUGUUAAUCUAUCUCACAAUGGACACUGAUUAUUCAAUGCUUUUUGCCAUUACAAUGUUGUGAUAUUCUUUUCCUAAUCUCUUUGAGUAUAUGAGAGAAUCUUUCUUGUUUCUCAAGCAGGACACAAACCUACAGUGUUGGUACAUUUAUAUAUUUUGUUAUCUCAAAAAUAAAUAAUGUUUUUGAA